Messenger RNA from Bufo bufo (common toad), 1297 nucleotides. RefSeq names its product TNF receptor superfamily member 14 (gene TNFRSF14). Gene Ontology annotation, cellular component: external side of plasma membrane. The record is from RefSeq and is a predicted model, not a curated record. Bases 1 to 606 code for a protein of 201 amino acids. NCBI's taxonomy places the organism in Eukaryota, Metazoa, Chordata, Amphibia, Anura, Bufonidae. Gene Ontology annotation, molecular function: protein binding. The transcript is spliced from 5 exons. Gene Ontology annotation, biological process: defense response to Gram-negative bacterium; positive regulation of T cell migration; defense response to Gram-positive bacterium.
AUGGAUGGACGAGAGUUUCAGCACUAUGUACCCUUCCGCUAUCUUGCCUGUGAUCGCUUUACUGUCCAACUGGCUACGGGCUCUUCCUCUAAAGUCCCGACUGGGCUGGCCCUGGUCGCAAAAGUAAAUUGCACGAUUACGUCGAAUACAGUCUGCAAGUGCACAACCGGUCAGUUUUGUCUAAAAGAAGACUGUGAUUUAUGUCACGAUCACAUACGGUGUCCGCCCGGUCAAUAUGUAAAGAAACCCGGAACUCCACGAAUGGACACAGUGUGUGAGAAAUGUCCACCAGGUCACUACAGCAAUGAAAGCAAUUCUGCUGAAUGUUCCCCGUGGACGAAAUGCCAGGAAUCGGGUCGUAUUCUAUAUAGAAAAGGGACAUCGACCACUGAUUCUGAGUGUAAAGACAAGAGGAGUCAUGUACCAAUUGCAGUAGCAAUAUUUUCAUUAUCAGUUAUUGUAUUGGUAAUACUGCUUUACUUCUUUUUUUUAAAGCGAAAUAACGAGAAAAAUAGAAACAUGGUGCGACCACAUUCCGUUUAUCCUUUUCCAGUACAAGAAAAAGGACCAGAAGUAGUCGGCAGUGAACGCGAGGAAGGGACGUGAACAUUUGUUUGGAAAAUUUUGUCCAGGAAAAGCAUCACCUGCUCUACAUUCCGAUAUUUGUACCUAAAGUCAAUAUUCUGGAAGGAGGCAGACACAUUUUCUAAUCUGCAUAACUACUUUAAGACCAGGGAAGAAAAGAUAAUUAGGAAGAUUCAAGAACAUUUUUAGAAGAAAAACUCUUUGUUGACCAUAGCAACCAAUCACAGCACAGAUUUCAUUGGUGACCUCACUAGAAACUGUGCUGUGAUUGGUUGCUGUGGUCAACAAGACGACUUUUUUUUUCUAUCGAUGAAAAGAAAAAACUAACCGUUGACUUAUAGGCCGCUCCAUCCACUUCCACCACAUGCUGUGCUAUUCUUGCCUUUAGAUAUGAUGGAAUUUCGUUGCAAAGGCUCUUGACUGACUUGGGAAAGGAGACAAGCUUAGACCGGGUUGUUUGGACAAUAUAUUGUUUUUUCAUCGUUCAGAGUGGCAUUAAAAAAAAUUGUCUCCUCUACUGAUUCCCCUCCCCCCUCCUGUCUUCCGAUUUACUUCAAGUUCUUGCUAGUCUAAGCUUCCUGACCCUUCUCAACUCCCAGGUUAUCACUGCAGCCAGUGAGUAAGCCUGUGUAAAGGAAGUCUAUCCCAGGCUUUCUCCACUGCAGUCACUGCCGUGUGCUUGGGGCCCUGCAUUAAACAUUUUGUAAACCAU